AUGACGGUAGCAGCUUUGGACGGCCAGGCGUCUCCGGGUUCUGGUUCAGUUGGAGCCCGACUUCAGACGGAGCAGCAGCGAGGAGGCUCUGCAGCAGAACCGGGUCAGAGCCAGAGGAGAACCGGGUUCUGUAACAGGGAAGAGAAGAAUCAGGAGGCUGAAGACGAUGAUGAAGAUGUUGAUGAUGCUGCUGGGACUCUGCUGUUCAGAACCAGAACCAGAACCAGAACCAGAAGCGUUCGGACCAGAACCUGGAUGAGGAACGACCAGGAGGUUCUGGUGGGUCGGACAGCGGCAGCGGGCCUGCAGGGGGAUCAUGUCUGGUCUGUUUUGCCUGCAGGCAGACCUUAUUGUCACCGUGUGCUCCAGCUGAGGCCCCGCCCCUUUCCUACCUGCCCUCCAGGUGUGCUGGGAGCCUCGGAGCUCGCCUUCCUGAUGGAGCCCAAGGACGUGAUCGCUGUCAGGGACCGCCCCCUGAUGCUGCACUGCCAGGUAGAGGGGGAGGGGCCCGUCAGCAUCACCUGGAGGCAUAACGGCGUUCCCAUAGCAACCGGCGACAGGGCGGCGGUGCUGGCCAACGGCACGCUGCUCAUCAGGAACUUCUCCAAGAGGCGAGAGAGCAACGAGUCGGAUGCCGGCGAGUACGACUGCGCAGCACAGAACCGCUACGGGUUGCUGAUCAGCCGCAAGGCGCGGGCGCAGUUGGCCUCGCUCCCAAAGUUCCUGUCCCACCCACAGUCCCUGGCUGUGGACGAAGGGGGUGUGGCCAGACUCAGCUGCCAGGUGAACGGGAUUCCUGAGGCAAACAUCACCUGGCAGAAGGACCGCCUCCCUCUGAGCACCGCCGACCCCAGGUACACUCUGCUCCCCAACGGCGUCCUGCAGGUGACUGCCGUCCAGCGCUCCGACGGCGGCCUGUUCCGCUGCGUCGCCUCCAACAUGGCCAACACGCGCUACAGCCACGAGGCCCAGCUGUCCGUCACCGUUGCAGGGUCCAGAACCUACAAGGAGCCCGUCAUCCUCUCUGGACCUCAGAACCUCACCAUCAACAUCCACCAAACCGCCAUCUUGGAAUGCAUCGCAACAGGAAACCCACGCCCGAUUGUGUCCUGGAGUCGCCUUGACGGUCGGUCCAUCGGCGUGGAGGGCGUCCAGGUCCUGGGGACGGGGAACCUGAUGAUCUCGGACGCGUCUCUGCAGCACUCCGGGGUUUACGUCUGCUCCGCCAACCGGCCCGGCAGCCGGUCCAGAAGAACUGCGCUGGGACGCCUGGUGGUGCAAGCUCCUCCAGAGUUCGUUCAGUGGCCGCAGUCCGUCUCCCGGCCAGCAGGGGGCAGCGCCGUCUUCAGCUGCACCGCCACCGGCGUCCCCCAGCCGCACCUCAUCUGGCUGAAGAAUGGCAAGCUGCUGGCGCCCGGCGCUAACGUCAAACUCACCAACGCCAACACGACGCUGGCCAUCACACGCAUCUCCGCAGAGGACGAGGCGAUCUACCAGUGCAUCGCGGAGAGCGGCGCCGGUACCAACCAGGCCAGCGCACGGCUGGCGGUGGCGCCAGGGCCGGCGUUGCCUGAGGCGCCCGCCGGGCUGCGCGCCGCUGCCCUGAGCGCCGCAGGUUUACGGCUCACCUGGGACCGGCCCGACCCACAGGACGCCCGGCGGGUCAUCGGAUACGUGCUGCACAUCCGGAGACUGGGAGAACCCGACGGCGCCGAGCUGCAGGAGGCCGUGGACCAGAACACCUUCAGCCACGACGUCCAGAACCUGGAGGCCGCCACCAGCUAUCACGUCUACCUGAAGGCGUACUCUGCUGAGGGCGGCAGCCCGCCGUCCGCCGCCGUCACCGCCACCACGCUGGGCGGAGUUCCCAGUACUCCCAGUUUCUUCACCAAGGUGCUGAACCAGACAGCUAUGCAGGUGUACUGGGAGCUGCCCAGUAAACCAGGGAAGGUGGAGGGCUUCAGGCUGCUGUACCAUGGGGUCUCCAACCCCGACGUCCAGGGGCAGGAUAUGUUCCCAGGACACAUCAACACUCACACCGUCUCCAACCUGGAACCAGCAGCGGUUUAUGAGAUCCAGCUGGUGGCGUUCAACGGGAACGGAGACAGUCCGUCCGCUCGUCGCCUGGUGUCUCUGGCAGAGGGCGGAGCCUCAGCAGCAGCUGGUCAGAGCUGUAAUUGCGACCAGUCCGACCCAUCCAUGUCGACGCUGCUGGUCGGCGUCCACAGCGGCCUGGCCUGCGUCCUCUGCUGCCUGCUCUUCAUCCUGCUGGCGUACAGACGCAGUUUUAUCUGCAGAAAGGAGAGGAGCUGGGAGACUCCAGCCACCCUGACUGGAGUGAGAGGGGCUAAAGGUCAAAGGGCAGAGAGCGUUGAGCUGAGCCAGAGAUGUGACUCCGCCCCUCCUCCAGUGACCGUCAUGGUCGAGUUGAGACGAUCUGCUGAAUCUGGACCCGGAUAACCCCCCCACAGGGAGGGUGGGUUAGACCCCCCUCUGCCCCCCCCCCCUCCCCCCCCCCACACACACACACACACAGCCUCACCUCCACCUUUAAAUGAUGAAGCUGCAGAGACUGACCGCUCUGUUCACUACCUCUCCCACAUUGAGCCAAAGCUGAGCCCCUCUGACCCGGUACCACAAUGACCUGGUCACAUUGACCCUGACCCCUGACCCGGACCGUCCUCUGUGGAAACAGAGUCACUUCCUGCUCAAACCAAAACCUUUUUUCUUUAGUUUGGUGUCGUUUCCGUUUGAUCACCAACUGUGCCGAGUUCCCGCCAGUCCGACCAGAACCGGGCCUCAGAACCACCCGAGCAGGUAGCGGACCUGCCGGGCCUCUGGGGCCAGAACCAAAGGGAUUACCACGUUCUGGCCAGCAGGUGGCAGCAGAGUUCACUGUAGGUCAGAAAGUGGAGGAAGAGCUGCCCCCUACACCCCCACACCACUACCUCAAGCUUUGACCUCUGACCUCCUGCUGCUCAGGCCAAGCUACCUCACAACCAAAAGCUCCAUGAUUGUCCCUUGACCUCUGACCUCUGAGCUGCUGCAGAGGUGAAGCAGGACAGUUUGGACAUGGUGGACACGUCUCUGUGGGACGUCCUCACCUUUAUGAACACAUAAAGGCGGGCGUGGCCACUUCCUGUCGGCCAUGUUUCAGCGUACCUGUGAUGUGUUGGAGCCAAAUAUUAACGCGCUGAACGGCGUCCAAAGAGGAAGUUCUGAUCCAGAUUCAGUUUGUUUUUGCUCUGAAGAACAAAGGAACCAAAACGACGAGUUUCUAUUGGACGACGAGUCCAAACGACCAAAUGAGAGACAGAUGGAGACACCUGCAGCUCCACCUUCACCUCUGACCUCUGAGGUUCAUAUGGAGAACCACAGAGGGCCUGGGAGUUCACCGAGUUACGUUACAAGUCUUUACGGUGACCCCUGACCCUCGACCCUGAGGACAGCCUGCAGUAAAACUCGGACCUGUCCGUAAAACUCGGACCUGUCCCUUUAAACUCCCAGCGUAGAACUGGAGGAUACGAGUCCAUCAGUGGAGUCCCCCCCCGCUAAGCCCCGCCCCUCUGUCCUCGGGGUCACAUGUCUUCUCUGCCUGGAGCUUCUUGCUGCCUUGGUGUCGGUUCUGGAGCGACCCGGUUUCAUGCAGAGCGAAGCCUUUAAUGUUGCUAAUUAUUCUGGUUUUCUAGAACUUUCUUCCAUCAGCUGAGUCCAAGUUUCGGUCGCCGCCAUCGGCGGCGGACAGGAAGCUCUGCCAAAUUCUGCUGAUGUGAAGACGAUUCCCGUAGGCCCAGAACCCCAACCCGUUUUUACUCUGUUUGUAGAUGAAAACUGCUUCCAGCUGGAGGAGAUGGACCGGAACCAGAACUGGAACCAGAACCUUCCAGCUGGAGGAGCUCUAGAAGCUGUAGAUCAUAGAGAUUUGAGGCUAGAACCAAUGAUGAAAUGCUUUAAUGGUUUUCUAGUGAAGCGCGGAGCUUUAACUGAUUCUGAUGGAGAUUUUUGUCUGUUUUGAAUGAAUUUUCUGGAAUGUUUGAAUAUUUUUCCUUCUGUUGGAACAAGCAGCCAUUUUUCUCUCUGUUGUUUAGACGCCAAAUAAAAGUUAUUCAUGUAGAAACUGGACUGAAGUUCUGCUUCUUUUCAUUCUGAGCCCGGUUCUGGUCGGGUCCAUGUUGGCACGACCUAAUCAGAUUAUCUAUAAUAAGUAAAGUGAACAGUUUUAAAACUUGAACGGACAGAUCGACGUCCAUAAAGAGCUUAGAGACAGUCGCUGUUUCUGACUCUGCGUCUCCACCUGCUGGUGGUUUGAAGCGAAGCGUCAUUCAGGUAAAAUGUUCGCUACGUCAGAGCUGCGGUCUGUUUUUCUGAAGAAACACUUGAAGCGUUUGACAGAUUGAUUUUAUAUUUAGUAUUUUCCUUCAGCUGUUUCUAAUGCGAUGCUUCAAAAUAUGAAUAAAUAAAACGCUGAUGGAAACAUGGCAGCCGGUUACAAACAUAGACAGAUUUAAAGAAUAGACGCCUCAUGAUCUAUUGUCGCUGACGAGAUUUAAGGCGGCCAUCUUGGAGCGGUCGUCCCUCCUACUUGGCUAAACAAAAACAGCAGCAGAAAUCUCAGCACUGCCGGAUGUUUUUGUUCAUAUCGAUGGAUUAUUGACGUGAGAUCUCGGGGGAUUACAUUUCACAAGCAAGAUGGACAUAUUACUGUUUAUAUUUUGUGAAUAGAAUAUUACUAUACUAUAUUUAUAUCCACCAGCUAAUAUUAGCUAACCACUGCUGUAGUGCUAACGGUGUAACACCGGCUUCAGCUAUGAAGGCUAACUGAGAUUUUGUAAAUCUUAAAAAGUUUGAAUUAUUCCCUAACAUUGAUUUAGAUUAUGUGACACAAAGUUGCAAAGACUGUUAUUUAUAUGUAAUUGUUUCACUCUGUCUAAAGUAAGAUAUCUCCCGUUUUAGUUUAGAAGGUUUCAUAAAGAGGGAAAUGAGUUUAAGGAGAGACGGAUCCACUGCUAUGGAUCUCUUAAGCUGCAGUUCCUCGGCUGGAAAACAUGAAUAAAACCUACAUAGAUAUUAUGUGUAUAACCAUGUUCAUCAUUAUUUAAUCAUCUUUGUUCCUCAUAUUUAUAUAUAUAUAUAUAUUGAUAUUACUAAAUAAUAUAUUUUAAAAAUAUGACUGGUUGUGUGUUUUGUAAAAUGCUCAUCAUACAUCAAUAUCAAAAUAUUCUAUUCCGAAUCUAUCCUGUUUUCCACACUAAUAUUUAAAUAUGCUGAACCAUGCAUCAGUCGAUUCAAAAACACUUAAAAACAAUGUCCUUGUAAAUGUAGCGAUGAUAUCUGUUUGAAUAAGGUUUACAGCAAAACAUUGUAAAAAUAUGUUGAGUAUUUAGCGAGUUAUGAUUAAUUAAAUGCGCUGAUACUUCAUUCCCCAUGUCAAACAUAUAAGGCUGAGUGGAGCGGUCGACCUCUCCAAGAUGGCCGCCCUAAAUCUCGUCAGCGACAAUAGGCAGGCGCGGCCAUGAGGCGCCUGUUUCUUUAUGUCUAUGGUAUAACGCGGACGGUUAUCCACGGUCUCCCGUUUUUAUUUUCUUUUGAAAUCUGUGACAUAUUUUCACCUUUAGGAAGGAUUUUCACUCUCAGCAUGAAUUUGAACUUUUAUUUACUUCGGCGCAGCUCACAGUUUUUAACAGAUUCUGUAGCUUUCUGUGAACUUCUAAAUCUGCUCCUUAGUCGCAUCUUUUCGGGCCUGAUACUGCUGCCUCAGAUAACAUAGCAAAAUAGCGCCCCCUUCACUUCCGGAGUGCAAUGGUCCUAUUUCCAAAUAAGGUAUGAGACUGACAGCGGUCCGUUUCCUGUUUGCUGCAGCGAGGUGAACUUCGUCUUUGGUUACAAACUGCAGCAGCCCAGGUGGAUAAUGGGUAAUGUAGUGAUCACCUGCUUUACACAGCAAUGUCAUCCAAUCAGAGCCUAGGGGAGGAGCCUAGCCUCCACCUGAUCAGAACCUGCAGGUUCCGUUUGUUCACCUUUUGUUGCUGCGUUUCAACAGAUUGUUAAUUACGGAGGCCCUUAGGGGACAUGGCGAUUUUUUCUUUUGCGUUCCCUGGCAGUAAUGUCCUGAUCAGUUCAGGUGUUAUGACUGAACACUGUAAGCCUUUCUCACGGGGCCAUCACACUUUCUGCUAUAAUAUGAGGCUUUCAUCAGGUUUUUCCUUAGAUGUUAAUAUCUCAUUAUGAAAUAUCUGAAGUUUUAUAUCUUUUUCUUUAGGAUAGAAAUGAACCACAAACCUCUGACAUAAACAGAAACUUUCCAUAAGUAGGAAAGAAGAAAAAAUACAUCCAAACCAUCUGGACUAUUUCUGAGUUAUUAUCGCGGGUAAUAAAUCAUCUGACAGUUCAGUGUCUGGUUGGUCUGAACGCUUAAAGGGCCGUUUCCAUCCCAACCUUCACUAACAGACAUAAACAUGCAGUGAAUGAAUCCAUUUUCUGUCCGGUUUUUGCACCAAAGAGUUAAUAACCAC
Messenger RNA from Xiphophorus couchianus (Monterrey platyfish), 6512 nucleotides. RefSeq names its product immunoglobulin superfamily DCC subclass member 3. The record is from RefSeq and is a predicted model, not a curated record. The transcript has 17 exons. Gene Ontology annotation, molecular function: cell-cell adhesion mediator activity. Bases 1 to 2460 code for a protein of 819 amino acids. Gene Ontology annotation, biological process: axon guidance; dendrite self-avoidance; homophilic cell-cell adhesion. Lineage: Eukaryota; Metazoa; Chordata; Actinopteri; Cyprinodontiformes; Poeciliidae. Gene Ontology annotation, cellular component: axon; plasma membrane.